Prionailurus viverrinus (fishing cat) is the source of this 2279-nucleotide messenger RNA. It is a transcript of the gene ENSA, whose product is annotated as endosulfine alpha. The record is from RefSeq and is a predicted model, not a curated record. Gene Ontology annotation, cellular component: cytoplasm. NCBI's taxonomy places the organism in Eukaryota, Metazoa, Chordata, Mammalia, Carnivora, Felidae. The transcript has 4 exons. Bases 153 to 608 code for a protein of 151 amino acids. Gene Ontology annotation, molecular function: protein phosphatase inhibitor activity.
CCAUAACGUCACAGGCAGGGGCCGCCAUUUUGACUGAGCAACCCUAGUGACAGGAGCCGAAGAAGCAGCGCAGGUUGUCCCCGUUUCCCCUCCCCCUUCCCUUCUCCGGUUGACUUCCCGGGCCCCCUACACUUCACAGUCCUGGUCCCGCCAUGUCCCAGAAACAAGAAGAGGAGAACCCUGCGGAGGAGACCGGCGAGGAGAAGCAGGACACACAGGAGAAAGAAGGUAUUCUCCCUGAGAGAGCUGAGGAGGCAAAGCUAAAGGCCAAAUAUCCAAGCCUAGGACAAAAGCCUGGAGGCUCCGACUUCCUCAUGAAGAGACUCCAGAAAGGGCAAAAGUACUUUGACUCAGGAGACUACAACAUGGCCAAAGCCAAGAUGAAGAACAAGCAGCUGCCAAGUGCAGGACCGGACAAGAAUCUGGUGACUGGUGACCACAUCCCCACCCCACAGGACCUGCCCCAGAGAAAGUCCUCACUCGUCACCAGCAAGCUUGCGGGCAUGUUGCUUUCGAAAAUAUCAUGGGAUAGUGGAAAGAUUCGCACUGGCUUUGGAGUCAAGAUCUGGGUUUUAGUUGCACUCCAUCUCAGCAGAACUGAUAUGUAACCUUGGUCAUUUAACCUCUGUGGAUUUCUAUUUCCUCAUCUGUAAAAGAGCUGAAUAUAGAUAAGAUGGGUUAGAAUUUUAAAAUCCUGUAACUGCCAGCUGAAAAAAAGUCUGUGCUAUUCAUUGUAAAACUAAGUGAGGAAGGCCUGUGGGUGAGCCUACAAAGGGGAACCAUUAGAGGACUACAUGGGGAGAGAGGAAGUUGAGAUUUGGGGAUUAUAAAUUCAGGCAAGAGGGCCUCAUAAGUAUCAUGGACUUAAGGCCAAGGGAAAAGUUCUAAGAAGCUAGCUUCUAUGGAAGCUUCUUGCCUCUACCCCCACCCACUUUCCUGGCCCUCAGUCUGGGCCUUUGCUGCUAAAAAGCUGCUCUGGGAGCCAGGCUGCAGGCCUGAGGACACGUGCUUAGUCACGCACAUGUAGAGUCCCAUGUUUCAGAUGUGAUCAGAUGCCAGGCGUACUGCUAAGGAGACCAGAAAAAAAGGGGCAAACUGAGCCAGCCUCCAGGCCUCAGUACUGUGGUGAGGCUGGAGCAGCAGGUUCCUAGGAGAUGAUUCACCGUGGAGGAAGCUGGUGGAGGAAGAUGGUCAGGGGGCGAGAAAUGGAGCACUGAUAAAUCUCUGCCUUCCUAGGGCUCAGUAACUCAGCUCUUGUGGGAUGAGAAGCAGCAGUGGAGAUUCAAGAGCAGAUGGAGGAGAGGGGUGCAGGUGACCAGCGUCUUCAGUCUGCUUAUCACUAGCUUGGCCUGAAUCCUACUGCUGGUUAUGACAGAGAGGGCCAGGGCAACAACUAACUGUUUAAGAGGACAAGAUUCUGUAAUUCUCUCUUGCCCUCUCACCUCACAAAUCCUAAUACAUCAAACCUUUGGGCUGAUGAGAAUGACCCGUGGUGCCUGGCUGGCUCAGUCGGAAGAGCAUGCGCGAGUUCGAGCCCCAUGUGGGGUGUAGAGAGUACUUAAAUAAAACUUAAGAAAAGAUUUAGCAGGAGAAUGACCAUGAACUUGCUGGUGCACAUGCAGAGUGAUUGGCAGGUGUGUAUACUCCUUUCCUGACCAGCCAUUCACUUUUCAGGCAGUCACUCAGAUGGGGUAGGAGAGAGUUGGUGAGGAAGGAAUGGAGAGAGCAGGAUCCCUGGAUUUCCUGGCCCCCAAACUCCUUGACUGUCACUUGUAAUUGUAUAUAAUUUUUGUGUUUCUUGCUUCAUUCCUCAUGCUGUCUUCCUUAGUCUAAAGUCCUUGUGGUAAGGGGAAAAUGCUGAACAUCCUUGUAUAGUUUCCUCAACUGUCCCAGCCAUGUUGUACAUAGAUAUGUCAUGUUAUUAUAUAUAUAAAUAUAUAUAUAAUUUUGUACGUUUUCUUCAUCUCCGAUCUUCUCGAAUUUUGUACUUUUUUCUUUUCUGUCUCAGCUGCUUUCUCUAUUGGUCAUUUGAAUCUUCAAGACUGAGGUCACAAGUCUGGUUUUUAGGAAAGAAUAGAAAAAAUAGGGAAAUCAGAAAACUGUUGAUCUUGCUCUUUCUCUGCCUGGUCAUCUUCAAGGAUAAGAAACAAAGAAACAAGCUACAUUUUGUAUUUGCCACCUAGUUCUACAGCAUGAAAUACAUCACGUCCAUGGCAAAGAAGGGUCAUUCCCAAAUCCAGAUCCAAAUUGCUUUGAUUAAACCUAGAUUAUUAAAUCCA